This is a messenger RNA of Bolinopsis microptera, 1398 nucleotides long. RefSeq lists its product as uncharacterized. The transcript is spliced from 4 exons. NCBI's taxonomy places the organism in Eukaryota, Metazoa, Ctenophora, Tentaculata, Lobata, Bolinopsidae. The record is from RefSeq and is a predicted model, not a curated record. The coding region runs from base 1 to 1398 and encodes 465 amino acids.
AUGAACCUGCAGAACAAGUUUACUUGGCUACUCAGUAAAUAUUAUCCACCACCGCCCCCUACUCCACCGACAGUUAUUCAACCUGCAGCAGAUCGCGUGACUACACUCAACUGUGAUUCAGUUUCAGAUAACCAGAAAUCUGUUCUUGCACUUGGGCCUAAUUUUGCAGUAACACCACAUGUUAAUCAGGAGUUCAAGGACAAAGUUUCCAUGGACAUUGCACAAUGCGUGUUUAAGAUCAGACAUAAGCAAGCAUUUGAACAACAACCAGUAGAACAGUCUAUGGAUUCAGAAGAACAGCCUAAUAAUACUCCAGAACAUCAUGAAGAAGCAGAAGAAGCAGAAGAGCCUACCUCGAAGAAGAUCAAGAGGAUUUGUCCCUUCCCCACACCCUUCACCCGAACCCCUGACCCCGCUUGCCCUGAACUUGAGGAUAAACUCGCAUACAAGUGUGGAGAGUUCGUAGUUACCACCAAGGAUAUUCAUAGAACGCUGACGGAGAAACACCUAGAGGAAACUGCAGUUUACCUGCAGAUACUCCCAACUAGGAAGGUACGAGAAUGUUUCAGAAACACCAUCCCUCUGGAACAGGUGAAAGUACGACCCAUUAUCAGCUGUGUUGACUCACCCACAGAGAGAUUGAGCUGGCUGGUGACAACCAUCCUCAAACCAUUACUGAAGGAAAUACCCAGUCACCUUGGUAAUCUCUUUGAACAUCUGGAAACUCUUCGUGCAAUUCCGAAAGAACAGCUAGCUGGCAGGAGAAUCUUCUCGGCGGACAUUUCAGCACUUUAUACCAACAUAAAUGUCCAAGGUUGUAUUGAUGACGUUAUAGAACUGGCCACUGAGCACCGGGAAAAACUUGAUCUCAUGGGACUGAACCUGACUGAUGUUCACGAGAUCCUAUUGCACAUCCUGACUAGUUCAUACUUUGUGUAUAAUGGGACUCUGUGGAUACAGCAGGAUGGCCUUUUCAUGGGAUUGAGACCGGGACCAUUUUGCGCAGUGAUCAGAGUGUACAAGUUUGAGAGAAGCUCGGUUUACACUGACUUACAUUACUUGUCGGUCUACUUAUCUGACUUCUACAAGCGGUACAUUGACGACGCCACCAGCACAGCUGUAACAAGAGAAGAAGCUCUAGCACUUGUUCAGAGUAUCGCAGACCAGGACCCUGACAAGAAACUCAAGUGGGAGGUAGAGUUUCCGGAGAACGACCAAGAGUUCAUCCCAUUCCUUAACACAGAGCUUAGAGUGGAACCUGAUGGAACUGUGACGAGCCGCUUGUACCGUAAGCCACAGCAGAAAGACAUCACACUUCACAAGAAUUCAUGUCACCCAGAAUCUGUGAAGACGAACACCGUGAUCAACCUGUAUAAAGAAGCGGACAAGAUCUCCUAG